AUGCCUUGGGCAGUUGUGUACUAUAGGCCCUGUAUUUCCAAGUGGCGACAUGCAGAUUUCGCUCAAGCGUCGCUUUGCUGUUGUUGGGAGCGCCAGAAGCCCCCGGAAGAUUUGCGGCCUCCACGGCCUCCCGCUCGUGCAGGUCCAGCCCACCUCGAGCCCUUGGCAAGCGCAGCAGCAGACGACAUUGACGAUGAUGAGGAGAUAGACGUGCGGCUCUGCGCCAGGAAUACGUUCCUGCAGUAUCGCCCGGUGGCAAAUUGCGAAAUGCGCAGCCGCCGCGUGCCAAAAAGUAUGCGACCGUGCAGAAAGACCGAGAGAGUCAAUGGCAUGGCGGCUGGCAACAUGGGGGAGAAUGCUGGCGACCAUCCUCCCAUAGAUGAUGCUUACGAGCCAUUCUGA
Molecule: messenger RNA, 402 nt
Organism: Symbiodinium natans
Lineage: Eukaryota; Dinophyceae; Suessiales; Symbiodiniaceae
Source: the annotation of a GenBank genome assembly